Molecule: messenger RNA, 3462 nt
Organism: Cynocephalus volans (Philippine flying lemur)
Lineage: Eukaryota; Metazoa; Chordata; Mammalia; Dermoptera; Cynocephalidae
Gene: BRF1
Product: BRF1 RNA polymerase III transcription initiation factor subunit
Exons: 18
Coding region: 53-2092 (679 amino acids)
Biological process (GO): transcription preinitiation complex assembly; transcription by RNA polymerase III; DNA-templated transcription initiation
Cellular component (GO): nucleus; transcription preinitiation complex; transcription factor TFIIIB complex
Molecular function (GO): TBP-class protein binding; RNA polymerase III type 3 promoter sequence-specific DNA binding; RNA polymerase III general transcription initiation factor activity
Source: RefSeq, a predicted model, not a curated record
GGGACCUGGGCGGCGGGCAGCGACAGGUCGGGCCGCGGGCCCCGCCGCCGGCAUGACGGGCCGCGUGUGCCGCGGCUGCGGCGGCACCGACAUCGAGCUGGACGCGGCGCGCGGCGACGCCGUGUGCACCGGCUGCGGCUCGGUGCUCGAGGACAACAUCAUCGUGUCGGAGGUGCAGUUCGUGGAGAACAGCGGCGGCGGCUCCUCGGCCGUGGGCCAGUUCGUGUCGCUCGACGGUGCUGGCAAAACCCCCACCCUGGGUGGCGGCUUCCAUGUGAACCUGGGCAAGGAGUCAAGAGCACAGACCCUGCAGAACGGGCGGCGCCAAAUCCACCACCUGGGGAACCAGCUGCAGCUGAACCAGCACUGCCUGGACACUGCCUUCAACUUCUUCAAGAUGGCCGUGAGCAAGCAUCUGACCCGUGGCCGGAAGAUGGCCCACGUCAUCGCUGCCUGCCUCUACCUGGUCUGCCGCACCGAGGGCACACCGCACAUGCUCCUGGACCUCAGUGACCUGCUCCAGGUGAACGUGUACGUGCUGGGGAAGACGUUUCUUCUGUUGGCGAGAGAGCUCUGCAUCAACGCACCAGCCAUAGACCCCUGCCUGUACAUCCCGCGCUUUGCCCACCUGCUGGAGUUCGGGGAGAAGAACCACGAGGUGUCCAUGACUGCCCUGAGGCUGCUGCAGAGGAUGAAGAGGGACUGGAUGCACACGGGCCGCCGCCCCUCAGGCCUCUGUGGAGCAGCACUUCUAGUUGCAGCCAGAAUGCAUGAUUUCCGGAGAACUGUCAAAGAGGUCAUUAGCGUGGUCAAAGUGUGUGAGUCCACGCUUCGCAAGAGGCUCACAGAAUUUGAAGACACCCCCACCAGUCAGCUGACCAUUGACGAGUUUAUGAAGAUCGACCUGGAGGAGGAAUGUGACCCUCCCUCGUACACGGCCGGACAGAGAAAGCUGCGGAUGAAGCAGCUUGAACAAGUCCUGUCAAAAAAGCUGGAGGAAGUUGAAGGUGAAAUAUCCAGUUACCAGGAUGCAAUUGAGAUUGAACUGGAAAACAGCCGGCCAAAGGCAAAGGGGACCCUCGCCAGCCUGACAAAAGAUGGCCCCACCGAGGACACCACAUCCAGCUUAUUUGGCGAGGAGGACGCUGAGGAUGAGGAGCUGGAGGCUGCUGCUAGCCACCUGAACAAGGACUUUUACCGGGAGUUCCUUGGCGACGGCAGCACUCCCGGCAGCUCGGAAGCAGCAGAAGGCCCCGAGGGAGGCGGCAGGCCCCCGGCCCUGGAGUCCCUGCUUGGCCCCCUGCCUACAGCAGCCAGCCUGGGCAUCUCAGACUCCAUCCGCGAGUGCAUCUCCUCCCAGAGCCGGGACCCCACAGAUGCUUUGGGAGAUGGGGAGCUGGACCUCAGCGGCAUUGAUGACCUUGAGAUCGACAGAUAUAUCCUGGAUGAAGCGGAAGCCCGUGUGAAGGCUGAGCUGUGGAUGAAGGAGAACGCAGAGUACCUGCGGGAGCAGAGGGAGAAAGAAGCGAGAAUAGCAAAGGAGAAGGAGCUCGGCAUCUACAAGGAGCACAAGCCCAAGAAGUCUUGCAAGCGACGGGAGCCGAUUCAGGCCAGCACAGCUGGGGAGGCCAUCGAGAAGAUGCUAGAGCAGAAGAAAAUCUCCAGCAAAAUCAACUAUAGUGUGCUCCGGGACCUCAACAGCACAGGUGGAGACAGCCCACAGAGGGAGGGCGUGCGGCCUGAGGCAAGAGGCAGCACCAGGAAGCUGUCUCGAAGAAGGACACCAGCCAGCAGGAACGGGGCUGACCCCGUGACCAGUGUGGGGAAAAGGUUGAGGCCCCUGGUGUCAACGCAGCUGGCUAAGAAGGCUGCCAUGGGAGAGGCCUUACUCCCGAGCACCCCUGCCCUCCCAGCUGGGCUCGUCAGGCCCGAGGCUGUCUUGGUGGAGAGUGGGCCUGUGUCAUACCACCCUGACGAGGAUGCAGAUGAGGAGGACCCUGACGAGGAGGAUGGAGAGCCCUGCGUCAGCGCCCUGCAGAUGCUGGGUGGCAGCGAUUACGGCUGUGAUGGUGAUGAUGAUGAUGGCUACUGAAGCUAACCUCAAGGCAGGCAGCGUCCUGGUGGCGACCCCAUGUGCAUCUCCCGAGGACCUGGGGCUGUGGCUCAGGGUGCAAGCCUGAGACUCAGUGACGAGCCGGCUGCUGCCCUUCUCGCUCUGUGGCCCUUGUCCCAUGCCACACGUGGCCUCUGUGGUGCUCACUGUUGGGAUCAUGCUCUGAGCAAUGUAACGAACACUUCUACCCAGCAAGGGAGACUGGACUGAAUGCAUCUGUCUGCUCAGAUGUGUGCCAGGGAGCGCCCAGCCUGCUGGUCACUGACCACCCAAGAACCCUCGGAGGCAGGCACCAUUGUGUGCCUAUUGUAAGGAAACUCAGGCAUGGGCCCCGCGGCUUGUCCAAGUGACUGGAUGGCUUACUGGGACCAGCCCUAUGGCUCCAGGACCCUGUUCUUUUUUUUUUUUUUUUUUAAAGAUGACCGGUAAGGGGAUCUUAACCCUUGACUUGGUGUUGUCAGCACCACACUCUACCAAGUGAGCUAACCGGCCAUCCCUAUAUAGGGAUCCGAACCCGCGGCCUUGGUGUUAUCAGCACCACACUCUCCCAAGUGAGCCACGGGCCAGGCCUCAGGACCCUGCUCUUGACCCUUUGGCCCGAGUGCCCUGUACCCCUCUCUUCCACACCAUUGUUCCCGCCAGAGCUUGGUGUUUGGGGGAGGUUAUGGUACUGGGCAGCAGGCACUUGGUGGGACCAGCCACUCUCCCAUAUUCGGUGGCCACAUGCUUCUAGAGCUGGCCCUCCACUCUAGCUGCAGGCCUUCAGCCAGAACCUGGCCUCCUCUGAGGUGUGCAGAGUCCCCACCACCUCCAGGACCCACUUGCUGCCACACAGUGUCUGGAGCAGCACAGGUGCCAGCCUCCUGCUCAGGGUCCUGGUGACACGUGGGGUCCCAGAGCCCUGGAGGCUGCCAGAUGCGGUUCUAAGUUGAGUCCUGCAGGGUGUCCUGGGCCCUGGGCCUGCCCCACUGUACGGAGGUCCAGAGCUGAGCCAGGGGGCCGUAGUCAGUGUCCAGGGUGGGAGGGCAGGCGGGGGCCCCGAGUGCCCCUGCAGCCCUGGCCCAUUCACUGUAAGGCCUCAUUACCCUGGACACGGCUCCAGGAGGAGCGCCUGGCCUAGCCCCACCCUGUCCCUUUGUGGGCAGUGUCUGCAAUGGCAGAGCCAUGCUGCACUACCCUCCCAGGCCCAGCCCUCAGCCUCCUGGUUGGUUGGGCUGGGUCCUUGUGGCUGUGUGCCUCUGGGCCUCUGCCUGGAGCGCCCUGUGGCCUGCCUAGAUCCUGGGCCUCUAGAAGGCUGUGGGAGAAGAGUGGAUCUAGUGAAACAGAAAGACCUGUCACUUAAGCAGAAA